Acipenser ruthenus (sterlet) is the source of this 882-nucleotide messenger RNA. RefSeq lists its product as uncharacterized. The record is from RefSeq and is a predicted model, not a curated record. Bases 1 to 882 code for a protein of 293 amino acids. The transcript is spliced from 2 exons. Lineage: Eukaryota; Metazoa; Chordata; Actinopteri; Acipenseriformes; Acipenseridae.
AUGUGGAUACACAGCGUGGACCCGGAUCUGAGCAAAGAACCCGUGUCGUGCAAGCUGGUUUACAAAGAACCCGUGUCGUACAAGCUGGUUUACAAAGAACCCGUGUCGUGCAAGCUGGUUUACAAAGAACCCGUGUCGUACAAGCUGGUUUACAAAGAACCCGUGUCGUGCAAGCUGGUUUACAAAGAACCCGUGUCGUGCAAGCUGGUUUACAAAGAACCCGUGUCGUGCAAGCUGGUUUACAAAGAACCCGUGUCGUGCAAGCUGGUUUACAAAGAACCCGUUUCGUGCAAGCUGGUUUACAAAGAACCCGUUUCGUGCAAGCUGGUUUACAAAGAACCCGUGUCGUGCAAGCUGGUUUACAAAGAACCCGUGUCGUGCAAGCUGGUUUACAAAGAACCCGUGUCGUGCAAGCUGGUUUACAAAGAACCCGUGUCGUGCAAGCUGGUUUACAAAGAACCCGUGUCGUGCAAGCUGGUUUACAAAGAACCCGUUUCGUGCAAGCUGGUUUACAAAGAACCCGUUUCGUGCAAGCUGGUUUACAAAGAACCCGUGUCGUGCAAGCUGGUUUACAAAGAACCCGUGUCGUGCAAGCUGGUUUACAAAGAACCCGUGUCGUGCAAGCUGGUUUACAAAGAACCCGUGUCGUGCAAGCUGGUUUACAAAGAACCCGUGUCGUGCAAGCUGGUUUACAAAGAACCCGUGUCGUGCAAGCUGGUUUACAAAGAACCUGUGUCGUGCAAGCUGGUUUACAAAGAACCCGUGUCGUGCAAGCUGGUUUACAAAGAACCCGUGUCGUGCAAGCUGGUUUACAAAGAACCCGUGUCGUGCAAGCUGGUUUACAAAGAACCUGUGUCGUGCAAGCUGGUUUACAAUGUAUAA